AUGGGAGGAUGGGAUCUUCCCCAGUCCAAGUGGCAUAAUCCCUACCGGAGGACUAAUGAUGCCGAAGACAUUGUUGGCAAGUAUGAGAAGUAUAUAAUGUCCAAUCAAUCUUUGUUGAAGGACUUGCCAGAGUUGUUUGGAAAGAGAUUGGGAUGUUGGUGCAAGGACAAAAGCAAGAAUAGUACAUGUCAUGGUGAUAUUCUAGCAAAGCUUGCUAAUGAGUUAUGGUCAAAGACCAACUCAUUGACUGUCGCCACUUCUAAUGAUGAAGAUGAUGGUGAAGAAUAA
Messenger RNA from Acytostelium subglobosum LB1, 288 nucleotides. RefSeq lists its product as hypothetical. The coding region runs from base 1 to 288 and encodes 95 amino acids. NCBI's taxonomy places the organism in Eukaryota, Evosea, Eumycetozoa, Acytosteliales, Acytosteliaceae. The record is from RefSeq and is a predicted model, not a curated record. The transcript has 2 exons.